ACCUCGCUAUUGAACAUACCCCACUCAGGCCCUGGCAUCCCUGUUUGCUUUGAAUCUGCUUGAAGCUCAGCAGCAAAACCCCACCAUUCAUUUAUUUGCAGCACAGCAGCUCUCCCAGGUUAGGCACCGGCUCGUCUGCCUGAUUCAAAGAAGGUCAAAAGUGUAGAAAAAGAGAGGCAUUCUUCUAAUCACCUUCUGUUGACUCUCCCCAAUUGUAUGCUUCGUAUCCUCGCAAGGAUGACAGAAAACGCUGCCAAACGUAUCAAGACCGACAGCAAUGUCUUGAUCGGGACGCACAACGGCCACUUCCACGCCGAUGAGGCCCUCGCCGUGCACAUGCUACGCCAAUUGCCCACGUAUGACUCAGCCUCGCUGGUGCGGACGCGCGACCCAGCCGUGCUAGCAACCUGCCACACAGUCGUCGACGUUGGUGGUGAAUACGACGCUGCUCAGAACCGCUACGACCACCACCAACGGACCUUUACGACCACCUUCCCCGGCCGGCCGACGAAGCUGUCGAGCGCAGGGCUCGUGUAUAUGCACUUUGGACGGGCGCUCGUGGCGCAGAAGCUGCAGCAGGACGAGGAAGCAGAGGACGUGGCUGUCGUAUGGCGCAAGGUCUACGAGUCGUUCAUCGAGGCGCUCGACGCGCACGACAACGGCAUAUCAGAGUACGACCCUGACGCACUGGCCGCUGCGGGAAUAGAGAAGCGGUUCAGCCAGGGCGGCUUCGGGCUCGGCGCUGUCGUCGGCCGUCUGAACCCCAACUGGAACGACGUGCGACCCUCUGACCCCGUCGAGGCGCAAGCCCACGAGGACUCGCACUUCGAGGUGGCGAGCAAGCGCAUUGGCGAGGAGUUUGACCGCGAGCUCGAUUAUUACACGAAGGCAUGGCUCCCGGCGCGCGCCAUCGUGCACGCUGCGUACGCAAAACGCCUGGAAUUCGACCCUGAGGGGCGCAUCAUGGUGUUCGAUGGCCUGUCCGUGCCCUGGAAAGACCACCUGUACACGCUGGAGGAGGAUCAAAAGGUAGAAGACAAGAACAAGGUUCUCUACGUGCUGUACCCGGAGAAGCCUACCCCCGACGCCAAGUGGAGGAUACAGGCCGUGCCCGUAUCCAAAGACUCCUUCCAGAGCCGCAAGGCGCUUCCCGAGCCCUGGAGGGGGGCGCGCGACUCGGGUCUUGACGAGAUCUGCGGUGUACCUGGCGGUGUCUUCGUGCACGCUUCGGGAUUCAUUGGUGGAAACAAGACAUACGAAGGCGCCAAGGCCAUGGCUGAUAAGGCUUGCUCAUUUUAAACUUAUAUGAGCCGGAGAUAAACAUGAUGAAAAUGAGAAACAUUGAGUAAAAAGGAAAAAGACAGUUACGAACACUGUUUACGAUGUUUACGAUUGUUCAUAUUGGGCCCAAAAGGCUACGAUUUUGGCACGGGAUAAGGGGCAAAAAAAAAAGGGACUUUUAGUGUGUACGUGUAGCUGGCCGAACAAUGUACAUAUCACUUGAUGUUCGAAAGUUCAACGCAGUUAGCCACAUUCAUAUUUGGUAUCAAUUUGCACUGGUGAGAAACUCAUAAUUCCACGUGGUAGUGACGAAUAUACCCAACAUGAGUAUAGAAA
Molecule: messenger RNA, 1617 nt
Organism: Xylaria bambusicola
Lineage: Eukaryota; Fungi; Ascomycota; Sordariomycetes; Xylariales; Xylariaceae
Product: metal-dependent protein hydrolase
Exons: 1
Coding region: 217-1299 (360 amino acids)
Cellular component (GO): nucleus; cytoplasm
Source: RefSeq, a predicted model, not a curated record